This is a messenger RNA of Cercocebus atys (sooty mangabey), 9287 nucleotides long. RefSeq names its product tuberous sclerosis 1 (gene TSC1). Gene Ontology annotation, cellular component: TSC1-TSC2 complex. The record is from RefSeq and is a predicted model, not a curated record. The transcript has 26 exons. Gene Ontology annotation, biological process: negative regulation of TOR signaling; regulation of cell cycle; negative regulation of cell population proliferation. The coding region runs from base 911 to 4417 and encodes 1168 amino acids. NCBI's taxonomy places the organism in Eukaryota, Metazoa, Chordata, Mammalia, Primates, Cercopithecidae.
CCAACCCCCAUGUGAGUUAUGAGUGGGAGAGCCUCUUCCUUCCGCCGAGGUUGCCGAGCGCGGCCGUCUGUCCUUCCUUUCGAGAAGGAGGGGAGCGCUGGAGGGGGACUCUUUUUCGUAGCGGAGGCCGCCGACGGCCUUGGCCCUUUCACGACGGGGGAGGUGCUGUACGUCCAAGAUGGCGGCGCCCUGUAGGUUGGAGGGACUGUGAGGUAAACAGCUGAGGGGGAGGAGACGGUGGGCACUGUGGAGGUGCUUAGCAGUCAUUAUCUCCUUUGGUCCUCACGACAAAGAGAAGAGGCAGCCACUAUUAACACCUCCAGUCUUCUCAAAUGAAGAAACUGAGGCCCGGAGAGAGCAGGGUACUUUGCGUAAGAUCACACCCCAAUUGUAUCUGAGCCAGGACUGGAACUGCUGGGAUCUGACUGACUCCAAAGAUAUGACUCUUAAAUUUAUCUGUUAUUGGAUCAAAGCUGACCUAAUAAUGAACUUGCUGGAAACAAGAGAUCUGACACCAUAGUGCUCAUGAGAACCUCGAUGUACAGAUAUUUGGCACUAUAGUAGGUAGACCUACAUAUUCGGACACCUUGUGUAUGUAUUUUGGAAGAAGACUAAUUCUGAUGUGCACCAGAGGUUGAGGACCACUGGCUUCAAGUAUCAAUCUGGCUAUUUUCAUUUAUUAUUUAUCGCAGAGAUCAUGAAUUGGUAACUAAUAUAAUUUGGAUGGCAUGAAAUACUCAUUCUCCAUUUAAGUUCAUCUGAAAGAGUGACCAUGAAAGACACCAGGUUGACAGCACUGGAAACUGAAGUACCAGUUGUCCCUAGAACAGUCUGGUAGUGGCGCCAAUGAAGAACCUUCAGAACCUGUAGCACACGUCCUGGAGCCGGCACAGCGCCUUUGAGGGAGAGAAUGGCCCAACAAGCGAAUGUCGGGGAGCUCCUCGCCAUGCUGGACUCCCCGAUGCUGGGUGUGCGGGACGACGUGACAGCUGUCUUUAAAGAGAACCUCAAUUCUGACCGUGGUCCUAUGCUUGUAAACACCUUGGUGGAUUAUUACCUGGAAACCAACUCUCAGCCGGCGUUGCACAUCCUGACCACCUUACAAGAGCCACAUGACAAGCACCUCUUGGACAGGAUUAAUGAAUAUGUGGGUAAAGCCGCCACUCGUUUAUCCAUCCUCUCGUUACUGGGUCAUGUCAUAAGACUGCAGCCAUCUUGGAAGCAUAAGCUGUCUCAAGCACCUCUUUUGCCUUCUUUACUAAAAUGUCUCAAGAUGGACACUGACGUCGUUGUCCUCACAACAGGCGUCUUGGUGUUGAUAACCAUGCUACCAAUGAUUCCACAGUCUGGGAAACAGCAUCUUCUUGAUUUCUUUGACAUUUUUGGCCGUCUUUCAUCAUGGUGCCUGAAGAAACCAGGCCACGUGGCGGAAGUCUAUCUCGUCCAUCUCCAUGCCAGUGUGUACGCACUCUUUCAUCGCCUUUAUGGAAUGUACCCUUGCAACUUUGUCUCCUUUUUGCGUUCUCAUUACAGUAUGAAAGAAAACCUGGAGACUUUUGAAGAAGUGGUCAAGCCAAUGAUGGAGCAUGUGCGAAUUCAUCCGGAAUUAGUGACUGGAUCCAAGGACCAUGAACUGGACCCUCGAAGGUGGAAGAGAUUAGAAACUCAUGAUGUUGUGAUCGAGUGUGCCAAAAUCUCUCUGGAUCCCACAGAAGCCUCAUAUGAAGAUGGCUAUUCUGUGUCUCACCAAAUCUCAGCUCGCUUUCCUCAUCGUUCAGCCGAUGUCACCACCAGCCCUUAUGUUGACACACAGAAUAGCUAUGGGUGUGCUACUUCUACCCCUUACUCCACAUCUCGGCUGAUGUUGUUAAAUACGCCAGGGCAGCUACCUCAGACUCUGAGUUCCCCAUCUACACGGCUGAUAACUGAACCACCACAAGUAUGGUGUCAAUUGGCUACUCUUUGGAGCCCAUCUAUGGUUUGUGGUAUGACCACUCCUCCAACUUCUCCUGGAAAUGUCCCACCUGAUCUGUCACACCCUUACAGUAAAGUCUUUGGUACAACUGCAGGUGGAAAAGGAACUCCUCUGGGAACCCCAGCAACCUCUCCUCCUCCAGCCCCACUCUGUCAUUCGGAUGACUACGUGCACAUUUCACUCCCCCAGGCCACAGCCACACCCCCCAGGAAGGAAGAGAGAAUGGAUUCUGCAAGACCAUGUCUACACAGACAGCACCAUCUUCUGAAUGACAGAGGAUCAGAAGAGCCACCUGGCAGCAAAGGUUCUGUCACCCUAAGUGAUCUUCCAGGGUUUUUAGGUGAUCUGGCCUCUGAAGAAGAUAGUAUUGAAAAAGAUAAAGAAGAAGCUGCAAUAUCUAGAGAACUUUCUGAGAUCACCACAGCAGAGGCUGAGCCUGUGGUUCCUCGAGGAGGCUUUGACUCUCCCUUUUACCGAGAGAGUCUCCCAGGUUCUCAGCGGAAGACCCACUCGGCAGCCUCCAGUGCUCAGAGCGCCAGCGUGAACCCUGAGCCUUUACACUCCUCCCUGGACAAGCUUGGGCCUGACACACCAAAGCAAGCCUUUACUCCCAUAGACCUGCCCUGCGGCGGUGCUGAUGAAAGCCCUGCGGGAGACAGGGAAUGCCAGACUUCUUUGGAGACCAGUAUCCUCACUCCCAGUCCUUGUAAAAUUCCACCUUCGACGAGAGUGGGCUUUGGAAGCGGGCAGCCUCCCCCGUACGAUCAUCUUUUUGAGGUGGCAUUGCCAAAGACAGCCCAUCAUUUUGUCAUCGGGAAGACUGAGGAGCUUUUAAAGAAAGCAAAAGGAAGCACAGAGGAAGAUGGUGUGCCCUCUACCUCCCCAAUGGAAGUGCUGGACAGACUGAUACAGCAGGGAGCAGACGCGCACAGCAAGGAGCUGAACAAGUUGCCUUUACCCAGCAAGUCUGUCGACUGGACCCACUUUGGAGGCUCUCCUCCUUCAGAUGAGAUCCGCACCCUCCGAGACCAGUUGCUUUUACUGCACAACCAGUUACUCUACGAGCGUUUUAAGAGGCAGCAGCAUGCCCUGCGGAACAGGCGGCUCCUCCGCAAGGUGAUCAAAGCAGCAGCUCUGGAGGAACAUAAUGCUGCCAUGAAAGAUCAGUUGAAGUUACAAGAGAAAGACAUCCAGAUGUGGAAGGUUAGUCUGCAGAAAGAACAAGCUAGAUACAGUCAGCUUCAGGAGCAGCGUGACACUAUGGUGACCAAGCUCCACAGCCAGAUCAGACAGCUGCAGCAUGACCGAGAGGAAUUCUACAACCAGAGCCAGGAAUUACAGACGAAACUGGAGGACUGCAGGAACAUGAUUGCAGAGCUGCGGAUAGAAUUGAAGAAGGCCAACAACAAGGUGUGUCACACUGAGCUGCUGCUCAGUCAGGUUUCCCAAAAGCUCUCAAACAGUGAGUCGGUCCAGCAGCAGAUGGAAUUCUUGAACAGGCAGCUGUUGGUUCUUGGGGAGGUCAACGAGCUAUAUUUGGAACAACUGCAGAACAAGCACUCAGAUACCACAAAGGAAGUAGAAAUGAUGAAAGCUGCCUAUCGGAAAGAGCUAGAAAAAAACAGAAGCCAUGUUCUCCAGCAGACUCAGAGGCUUGACACCUCCCAGAAACGGAUUUUGGAACUGGAAUCUCACCUGGCCAAGAAAGACCACCUUCUUUUGGAACAGAAGAAAUAUUUAGAGGAUGUCAAACUCCAGGCAAGAGGACAGCUGCAGGCUGCAGAGAGCAGGUAUGAGGCUCAGAAAAGGAUAACCCAGGUGUUUGAAUUGGAGAUCUUAGAUUUAUAUGGCAGGUUGGAGAAAGAUGGCCUCCUGAAAAAACUUGAAGAAGAAAAAGCCGAAGCAGCUGAAGCAGCAGAAGAAAGGCUUGACUGUUGUAAUGACGGGUGCUCAGAUUCCAUGGUAGGGCACAAUGAAGAGGCAUCUGGCCACAACGGUGAGACCAAGACCCCCAGGCCCAGCAGCACCCGGGGCAGUAGUGGAAGCAGAGGAGGUGGAGGCAGCAGCAGCAGCAGCAGCGAGCUUUCCACCCCGGAGAAGCCCCCACACCAGAGGGCGGGCCCAUUCAGCAGUCGGUGGGAGACGACGGGAGAACCGUCUGCCAGCAUCCCUACCACUGUGGGCUCACUUCCCAGUUCAAAAAGCUUCCUGGGUAUGAAGGCCCGAGAGUUAUUUCGUAAUAAGAGCGAGAGUCAGUGUGAUGAGGACGGCAUGACCAGUAGCCUUUCUGAGAGCCUAAAGACGGAACUGAGCAAAGACUUGGGUGUGGAAGCCAAGACUCCCCUGAACCUAGAUGGCCCGCACCCAUCUCCCCCGAACCCGGACAGUGUUGGACAGCUACAUAUCAUGGACUACAAUGAGACUCAUCAUGAACACAGCUAAGGAUGGUGGUCAAUCAGUGUUAACUUGCAUAUUGUUGGCACAGAACAGGAGGUGUGAAUGCACGUUUCAAAGCUUUCCUGUUUCCAGGGUCUGAGUGCAAGUUCAUGUGUGGAAAUGGGACGGAGGUCCUUUGGACAGCUGACUGAAUGCAGAACGGUUUUUGGAUCUGGCAUUGAAAUGCCUCUUGACCUUCCCCUCCACCCGCCCUAACCCCUCUCAUUUACCUCGCAGUGUGUUCUAAUCCAAGGGCCAGUUGGUGUUACUCAGUAGCUUUACUUUCUUCCUUUCCCCCGAGAAUGGUUGCGUCCUUUGAACCUGUGCAAUAUGAGGCCAAAUUUAAUCUUUGAGUCUAACACACCACUUUCUGCUUUCCUGAAGCUCAGAUUACUGGGUUGGCUCUCAGUUAGACCAGGUAGUUUGUUGCAUUGCAGGUAAGUCUGGUUUUAUCCCUUCCAGGAGGACAUAGCCUGCAAAGCUGGUUGUCUUCACUUGAAAGCUGUCACAUGAGACUUUUCCACUGCUUUUUGAUUCUGAAGUUCAGCAUCUAAAGCAGCAGGUCUAGAAGAACAAUGGUUUAUUCACACUUACAUUCUUUUGGCAGUUCUAAUAAGCUUCCUAGAAAGUUCUGUGUAAACAGAAGCCUGUUUCAGAAAUCUAGAGCUGGCACUGUGGAGACCAUACACCCUUUGGGAAAGCUCUUGUCCCUCUUCCCCCACUACCUCUUAUUUAUUUGGUGUUUGCUUGAAUGUUGGUACUAUUGUGACCACAGGCUGGUGUGUAGGUGGUAAAACCUGUUCUCAGUAGGAGGCAAGGAGCAGUCACUGGGAGAGGUUACCCGAGAAGCACUUGAGCAUGAGGAACUGCACCUCCAGUCCAUCUCAGCUUGCUGGGCCUUUUGUUAAACCUUCCUGUCUGCUGGCCUCCCUUUGUGUGCACACGCCUCUUGUUCAUGUCAGCUUAUUUGUGACAGUGCAGCAGAAAGGCUCUGAAGGUCCAAAGAGUUUCUGCAAAGUGUAUGUGACCAUCAUUUCCCAGGCUGUUAGGGUUGCCUCACUGUAGCAGGUUCUAGGCCACCAGAAGGGGGGCAGCUUUUUCAUACCAAUUCCAACUUUGAGGGGCCGACUCUUCAGGCACAGAUGUCAUCACACUGUCCAUGUUAGUAAUGCAGAGCAGUCUAAGCAGAGUCCGGGAGAAUGUUGGCAAAAGCUGGCUGUGUAUGCCCACUAGGCUGCCCCACGUGCUCACGAGAGAUGACACUAGUCAGAAGAGUGGCAGUGGCAGAGAAUCCAAACUCAACAAGUGCUCCUGAAAGAAAUGCUAGAAUCCUAAGAAUUGUUGCCUGGUGUUCCAGCUGAGGCAGGGGAGAGCUGGUAGGAAGGAGCCAGUGAACUUGGCUUUCCUGUUUCUAUUCUUUCAUUAAAAAGAAUACAAGGAUUCAGUCAUAAAGAGGUAAAAAACUGUCAUGGUACGAAAUCUUAGUGCACACGGAGGCUUCGAGCACUAGAGAAUAAAAGUCUUUUUUUUUUUUUUUUUUUUUUUUUUAGCAUGGCAAUAAAUAUUCUAGCAUUCCUAACUAAAGGGAGGUAGACAGUUGGAGACUCUAUGUCACCCUGGCUAUACCGGCAGAAAACCUGUUCAGGCAGGCUUUCUGGGUGUGACUGAUUCCCAGCCUGUGGCAGGGCGUGGUGUCAACUACUCGGCCUAGCACAGGUUGGCAGUUGGCCCUGAAUUGUCAGAUGUGGAGUAUUAGUGACACCACACGUUUAAUUCAGCUUUGUCCAAAGGAAAGCUUAAAAUCCAGUAUAGUCUAGUUUCCUGGUCCAGUUUUAGAAAAGGAAAACGUGAACAAAUUUAGAAAGGGAAGGAAAUCCCAUCAGUGAAUCCUGAAACUGGUUUUAAGUACUUUCCUUCUAGAGAUCUGUGCCACAGAACAAGAUACCAGGCACUUAAAGCUUUUUCCUUAAUUGGCAAAGGAAAAGAGGCCCAGGUGAAAAAGAAAACACAUUUUAGAAAUGGACGGGUUGUCAAAAUAAAGGGAAGAAAGGUGGCAGCAUGGACAGAGGCCUAGGCCUGAAGCUCUAUGGACAUGUCUGUGCAGGGCCCUCAGCUCGUCCAUCCAGCCUGGGUGUCCCUUUCCUCAGCUUUAUAACAAAGGUGGCUCCAAGCUCAGGUGCCUCUGAGUUCCAGGAGGCUGUGGGUUUCACUCAACCACAGAUGGGAGAAUGAGACCUGGAGUCAUGGUGAAGGGGCCCAGCCUAAAGCUGUAGGCUUUCAUGUUGCAAAGAACUCGAGUCAGUAGUUAGGUUUGGUUUGGUUUUGGAAGUGGUAAACCUGCCGAGAGUCACUCGGUCAUGCUGCAGUGAGUAGUUUUAAGGAUGGGAAAGGUGACAGUAGGACUCUCGAGAGGCAAUUCAGUCCUGGGCAAAGGUAUUAGUACAGUAAGCGUUCAGGGCAGAGUCUAUCUUGAAACCAAUUAAGCAGCUUGGUAUUUAUAAAUAUUGAGAUUGGAUGGCCUCCAUCCAGGAAUCACUAUGGGUGAGCAUACCUGUCUCAGCUGUUUGGCCAAUGUGCAUAACCUACUCGGAUCCCCACCUGACACUAACCAGAGUCAGCACAGGCCCCGAGGAGCCCAAAGUCUGCUGCUGUGCAGCAUGGAAUUCCUUUAAAAAGGUGCACUACAGCUUUAGCGGGGAGGGGGAUAGGAAGACGCAGAGCAGAUGAGCUCCCGAGUCCCUGCAGGUGAAUAAACACACAGAUCUGCAUCUGAUAGAACUUCAAUGGAUUUUCAAAAAGCCAUUGACAAGACUCUGCCAUAAAGUCUAUAAAAAUUGUUAUUAUGGGAUUGGAAGAAACACGUGGUCAUGAAUAUAAAAAAACGGAAACCCAAAGGUAGGAAGGUCAAGGUCACUUCUUCGAUGGAGAAGUUGUGAAAGAUGUCCUUGGAGAGGAGUGUUAGGACCAGCAUUACUAAGGCAGGUGGGCAGACAGUGACCUCUCUAGGUGUGCCCACAGAGUUUUUCAGGAGAGAAAACUGCCCAACCUUUGGGACUAAGCUGCAGAAUCUUCUUACUAAGCUUGAUGAGUGGAGAGGCGAGAGGUGAGCUACUUUGUGAGCCAAAGCUUAUGUGACGUGGUUGGGGGAAACAGUCCAAAUUGUUCUGAGAAGGUGAACUGUUACAACCCAGGAACAGGUCCUGGAAGCCACUGACAAUUAGAAAAAUUCACCCACCAUGCCGCACAUUACUGGGUAAAAGCAGAGCAGCAGGGAACAAAACUCCAGACUCUUGGGCCGUCCCCAUUUGCAACAGCACAUGUAGUUUCUGGUAUAGUUGUUGAGAAAGAGAAAACUCUAGCCGUUGUUCAGAGGAGGAUGUAUAAAAUGGUCCUGGGGAUGAAAGGAUCUGUGAGACCACAGAGGCUCAGACUCGCUGUUAAGAACAGAAAACUGGGUAUGUGUUUCAUGUAGCCAGCAGAACCGAAGUGUGCUGUGACAAGCCAAUGUGAAUUUCUACCAAAUAGUAGAGCAUACCACUUGAAGAAGGAACUGAAGAGCAAACAGAAGUUCUCCACAGUGAGACUCACCUUAUCUCACUGAAAGCACUAAGAGGUGGGAGGAGGCCUGUACAGGCUGGAGGAGGGUUUGGGCAGAGCGAAGGCCCGGCCAGGACCUUGGUGAGAUGGAGUGCCGCCCACCUCCUGCGGAUACUCUUGGAGAGUGGUCCCCCCAGGGGGCUCUGCCCCACCUGGAGAAGAAAGCUGCCUUGUGUGGAGUGACUCAGAUCAGUACACCUUAUCUGCUGCACCUUCACUCUCCAGGGUACAUGCCACAAGCGUUGGAAAAAUGUAUCCAGUCUGAAGAUGUUUGUGUGUCUGUUUACAUCCAGAGUUCUGUGACACAUGUCCCCCAGAUUGCUGCAAAGAUCCCCAAGGCAUUGAUUGCACUCGAUUAAGCUUUUGUCUGUAGGUAAAAACAAGUUUAGGUCGAGGACUGGCCCCUAGGCUGCUGCUGUGACCCUUGUCCCACGUGGCUUCUCUGUCCGGAACGCUUCGAUGUGCCCAGGGGAGCAUGUUCCUGUCUCCUCCAUGCCGUCCUGCAGUCCGUAUCUGCUCGUCUGAGGGAAGAGUAGCUGUAGCUACAAGGGAAGCCUGCCUGGAAGAGCCGAGCACCUGUGCCCACGGCUUCUGGUCAUGAAACGAGUUAAUGAAGGCAGAGGAGUUUCCUCCUCGCUUCCCAGCGCCACAUUACCCACCCUCUGAGAUAAGUAGGCUGGUUUAACCAUUGGAAUGGACCUUUCAGGGGAGAUCCUGAGAGUCUGAGAACCCCCAGACCAACCCCUCCCUCCCUUUCCCCACCUCUUACAGUGUUUGGACAGGAGGGUAUGGUGCUGCUCUGUGUAGCAAAUACUUUGGCUUAUGAAAGAGGCAGCCAUGCAUUUUGCACUAGGAAGAAUCAGUAAUCACUUUUCAGAAGACUUCUAUGGACCACAAAUAUAUUACGGAGGAACAGAUUUUGCUAAGACAUAAUCUAGUUUUAUAACUCAAUCAUGGAUGAACCAUGUGUGGCAAACUUGCAGUUUAAAGGGGUCCCAUCAGUGAAAAGAAACUGAUUGUUUUUAACGGACUGCUUUUAGUUAAAUUGAAGAAAGUCAGCUCUUGUCAAAAGGUCUCAACUUUCCCGCCUCAAUCCUAAAAGCAUGUCAACAAUCCACAUCAGAUGCCAUAAAAAUGAACUGCAAGAUAAAAUGGUACAAUCUUAGUGAAUGGGAAUUGGAAUCAAAAGGGUUUGCUGUCCUUCUUAGAAUGUUCUAAAACGUCAAGGCAGUUGCUUGUGUUUAACUGUGAACAAAUAAAAAUUUAUUGUUUUGCACUA